Molecule: messenger RNA, 531 nt
Organism: Sciurus carolinensis (gray squirrel)
Lineage: Eukaryota; Metazoa; Chordata; Mammalia; Rodentia; Sciuridae
Product: regenerating islet-derived protein 3-gamma-like
Exons: 5
Coding region: 1-531 (176 amino acids)
Biological process (GO): venom-mediated disruption of cell wall in another organism; antimicrobial humoral immune response mediated by antimicrobial peptide; positive regulation of cell population proliferation
Molecular function (GO): oligosaccharide binding; peptidoglycan binding; signaling receptor activity
Source: RefSeq, a predicted model, not a curated record
AUGCUGCUGUCUCCAAUGGCCCUGCCCAGCAUGUCCUGGAUGCUGCUUUCCUGCCUCAUGCUCCUGUCUCAGGUGCAAGGUGAAGACACCCAGAAGGAACUGGCCUCUCCACGCAUCAGCUGCCCCAAAGGCUCCAAGGCCUAUGCCUUCUACUGCUAUGCCUUGUUUAGCACACCCAAAUCCUGGGUAGAUGCAGAUUUGGCCUGCCAGAAGCGGUCUCAAGGACACCUUGUGUCUGUGCUCAGUGGUGCUGAAGCAUCCUUCGUGUCCUCUCUGGUCAAGAGCAGUGUGAACAGCUACCAAUAUGUCUGGAUUGGGCUCCAUGACCCUACACUGGGUCAAGAACCCAAUGGUGCUGGAUGGGAGUGGAGUAGUACUGAUGUGUUGAAUUACUUAAACUGGGAGAGGAAUCCUUCCACUCCUUCAGACCGUGGUUAUUGUGGAAGUCUAUCACGAAACUCAGCAUUUCUGAAGUGGAGAGAUUACAACUGUGAUAGAGAGUUGCCCUAUGUUUGCAAGUUCAAGAACUAG